ACUGAGUCAGAAGCACUGGGUUGUGACACGCUCUCGGGGGGGGACUCGAAGCUGGGUGUCAGGAGUGAGCAGGUUCACAUUUGCAAUUCGAGGUGUGACGUUCGUGAAUGUGCAUUUUCCAGAAAGGACAGUUCCCUGUACUCUGCCAUCUUAGCUGACCGUGUCUUAGGUCGGAGACGUGGUGUCUGCUCAAAGUAUGGUCCGGACCAGCAGCACCUGACCCCCCGGAGCCUAGGAUCUCGGGGAAGCACCUGCUGACUGCCCGGGGCCUUUGCCCGCACUUGAGUCUACAGCGGCCCCACAGCCCACUUUGAGCUGCAAGCCGUGGGGCCCAGGAAAUGCAGCUGAACCACCUGGAGCAAGCCUGAGCCCUGUCCCUGAUGGCUGAGGAUUGACUGGUCACCUUGAAGUGGUAUUUGCGGCCAUGGAGGGGGGGACGGGCGGCCGCCCAGGCCUCCCAGAGAAGCCGGUCCCUGUGGCCGCCAGCCCUGCUCUGUCCUCGCUGGGCGCCGUCUUCAUCCUCCUGAAAUCCGCGCUGGGGGCCGGCCUGCUCAACUUCCCCUGGGCCUUCUGCAAGGCGGGCGGGGUGGCCCCCGCAUUCCUGGUGGAGCUGGUUUCCUUGGUCUUCCUCAUCAGCGGGCUGGUCAUCCUGGGCUACGCGGCCUCUGUUAGCGGUCAGGCCACCUACCAGGGCGUGGUUGGAGGGCUGUGCGGCCCCACCAUUGGGAAGCUGUGUGAGGCCUGCUUCAUUGUCAACCUGCUCAUGAUCUCUGUGGCCUUCCUCAGGGUGAUUGGGGACCAGCUGGAGAAGCGUAAGUACUGGCGUUGGAGUCGGGGGGUGGGGGGUCCUGGUUGA
Molecule: messenger RNA, 856 nt
Organism: Leptonychotes weddellii (Weddell seal)
Lineage: Eukaryota; Metazoa; Chordata; Mammalia; Carnivora; Phocidae
Source: RefSeq, a predicted model, not a curated record